AUGAAGUCUGCGCUGCUCAGCCGCUUCUUCAUCCUCCUGCCCUGGAUCCUGAUCGUCAUCCUCAUGCUGGACGUGGACACGCGCAGGCCGGCGCCCCCGCUCACCCCGCGGCCCUACUCCGUGCCCUACGCCGGGGGCCGCGGGGGCGCCCGCUCGCCGCCCCGCCGGGGUCUCCCGGGGCGCAGCGCAGAGCCGCGCAACGUAUCCCGGCCCCCGCCGCCCGCGCCGCCGCUGCCCACCAUCUAUGCCAUCACGCCCACCUACAGCCGCCCGGUGCAGAAGGCCGAGCUCACCCGCUUGGCCAACACGUUCCGCCAGGUGGCGCAGCUGCACUGGAUCCUGGUGGAGGACGCGGCGGCGCGCAGCGAGCUGGUGAGCCGCCUGCUGGCGCGCGCGGGGCUGCCCAGCACGCACCUGCACGUGCCCACGCCGCGCCGCUACAAGCGCCCGGGGCUGCCGCGCGCCACCGAGCAGCGCAACGCGGGCCUGGCCUGGCUGCGCCAGCGGCACCGGCACAGCCGCGCGCACCCCGGCGUGCUCUUCUUCGCCGACGACGACAACACCUACAGUCUGGAGCUCUUCCAGGAGAUGAGAACCACGCGCAAGGUGUCCGUCUGGCCGGUGGGCCUGGUGGGCGGGCGCCGCUACGAGCGUCCCCUGGUGGAGAACGGCAGAGUGGUCGGCUGGUACACCGGCUGGAGAGGGGACCGGCCCUUCGCCAUCGACAUGGCAGGAUUUGCUGUAAGUCUUCAAGUUAUCCUGUCCAAUCCAAAAGCUGUAUUUAAGCGUCGUGGGUCCCAGCCAGGGAUGCAAGAAUCUGACUUUCUGAAACAGAUAACCACCGUGGAGGAACUGGAGCCAAAAGCAAACAACUGCACCAAGGUCCUUGUGUGGCACACGCGGACAGAGAAGGUCAACCUGGCCAAUGAGCCCAAGUACCGCCUGGACACAGUGAACAUCGAGGUGUAG
Molecule: messenger RNA, 969 nt
Organism: Octodon degus (degu)
Lineage: Eukaryota; Metazoa; Chordata; Mammalia; Rodentia; Octodontidae
Gene: B3gat2
Product: beta-1,3-glucuronyltransferase 2
Exons: 4
Coding region: 1-969 (322 amino acids)
Biological process (GO): carbohydrate metabolic process; chondroitin sulfate proteoglycan biosynthetic process
Cellular component (GO): Golgi membrane
Molecular function (GO): galactosylgalactosylxylosylprotein 3-beta-glucuronosyltransferase activity
Source: RefSeq, a predicted model, not a curated record